UCUCGACCGCCAAGUCUGCGAUUCGCCCAUGCACAAGUUCAUACUCCCAGGAUCCCAGCCAAGUGGCUCGGCGACUACAUCCGUAACCAACUUGCGGAACAAGCUCAACCUGUCGCCUGGAUCUCCCCAGCCAAGCAGCGUCACCGGCCAUGCCGCCAGUCCCAGUCCCAGCCCCGGUCACAGUCCCAGUUCCAGCCGCGGCAGCAUCGGCAGCAAUCUGAACAGCCCCAACAGCAGCCUCAAUCCCCAUCGCCAUAACGGCAGCAACACCAUCCAUUACAAAGCCCAUCCUAGCAGCCCAUACGGCAGCCCUGGUGGCGGCAACGCUGGUGGCAGCAGUCAGCCGUUCUCGACCCCAACCCCCAAGCUGACGAGCCCGCUGAGCAAAGCCGCUUCUUUUGCCCUCCCAAAGCCGAUGGGGCGAUUCAGUCCCUCACCGACGAGUGAAUCAUCGGCCAGAAAGCUCACCCAACUGCACAAGCACAUCAUUACCUCGUCUCCGACGCCCGAUCCCGUCGCUUGUCCGUCGACUUGGCGGACGGCUUUGAAGCGGAAAUCGCUGCCGCACGACUCGAGCCCGGGUGCAGACCACAAGGAUCCACACGGCCCAGGCUCACUUCGGAAACGGAGACGAGUGCAGGCUGGUGGACUUGCCGAACGCAUGCUGCAGAUCGCUUCGAGGGAACGGUCCGAGAGCGGGCUCUGGGAUUUUAUGAAGCAUCGUCCGGACCAGGACCUCCUCAUGCAGCCGGCGAGAAAAUACAGGAUCGAGAGCAGCAUCCAGCUUCCAAACCAAAUCGUCGUGGCAAAGUGCCGGACCCUGGUGCCAGUGGCAAACGACAGCGUUUAUGUGGCUCUGAAGGAUGUCUAUGGCAGCGGCGACGUGGGGCCGUCCCAACUCCACGACAACGAGGUCAUCGGAAACAACAGCACGAUCGAGAUCGGAUCCGGCGUUGUCGCAUGCGGGAAUAUCGAGCUGUGCUGGCGCUAUCGGCCAAGCUAGGGCGACCAUGCCGAGGCAACCAAAUGGCCAGCGAACACGAUCAGGAAACGAUCGUCGAUACCCCCCCCCACCACCAUUUCAGUCCGUUGGCUUCGACACGGCUCGAUGCGUAGUUGUCGCUCCCAAGAUCUGGAUGGCCCGUUUGUUCUGGAUGGGCUGCAAUAAAAUCCGGUAUUGAUCGACACACUGCUGCAUUCGGAAGCCCCUCGACUUGGCCCUGCCAAUGUCCGGGUAGACAAAUGCGAGGCAGGGCUGGGGAUGGCUUUGCACCCACCGCUCUAGACGGGAGACUGCCGGAUUGCUGGAGGCGGGCCCGAGAAAAACAAAAAAAGACGAUUCAUUGUUUUACAAUCCACGACGAAACAAGCAAAAAG
This is a messenger RNA of Polychytrium aggregatum, 1377 nucleotides long. RefSeq lists its product as uncharacterized. The transcript is spliced from 3 exons. Lineage: Eukaryota; Fungi; Chytridiomycota; Chytridiomycetes; Polychytriales. Bases 29 to 1003 code for a protein of 324 amino acids. The record is from RefSeq and is a predicted model, not a curated record.